GUGGCUCCUGUCAGGCAGGCUUCUGAAGCAGUAGGGUUUUGAUCCCACCCAGAACACUUGAGUUUUGCUCUGCAAGUGUAUAUAAAACUGGUUUCAUCUUCACUCCUAAGAAUAAGAGGUAAUGGAGACUGAACAACAGGAAGAGACCUUUACCAACACAGAGACAAAUGGCAAACGUCCUGCAGAAGAUAUGGAAGAGGAACAGGCCUUCAAAAGAUCUCGGAAUACAGAUGAGAUGGUUGAAUUGCGCAUCUUGCUUCAAAGCAAAAAUGCUGGAGCAGUGAUUGGAAAAGGUGGCAAAAAUAUUAAGGCACUUCGUACAGAUUACAAUGCAAGUGUUUCAGUCCCAGACAGCAGUGGCCCCGAGCGUAUCUUGAGUAUAAGUGCAGAUACAGAGACAAUUGGAGAAAUCUUGAAGAAGAUUAUCCCUACUUUAGAGGAGUAUCAGCACUACAAAGGUAACGACUUUGACUGUGAAUUAAGACUUCUAAUUCACCAAAGUCUAGCAGGAGGAAUUAUUGGUGUUAAGGGUGCUAAAAUCAAAGAACUCAGAGAGAACACUCAAACCACCAUUAAGCUCUUUCAAGAAUGUUGUCCUCAUUCCACUGAUAGAGUGGUGCUUAUUGGUGGAAAACCUGAUAGAGUUGUGGAGUGUAUCAAGAUUAUCUUGGAUCUUAUCUCUGAGUCUCCAAUUAAAGGACGGGCCCAGCCUUACGAUCCCAAUUUCUAUGAUGAAACGUAUGACUAUGGUGGCUUUACAAUGAUGUUUGAUGAUAGAAGGGGACGUCCAGUAGGCUUUCCAAUGCGUGGAAGAGGAGGCUUUGAUCGAAUGCCUCCUGGUCGUGGCGGACGACCUAUGCCUCCAUCAAGAAGAGAUUAUGAUGAUAUGAGCCCUCGCAGAGGACCUCCACCACCUCCGCCAGGUCGUGGUGGCAGAGGUGGCAGCAGAGCUCGUAAUCUUCCUCUUCCUCCUCCACCACCCCCUCGUGGCGGGGAUCUUAUGUCUUAUGAUCGAAGAGGUAGACCUGGAGACCGUUAUGAUGGAAUGAUGAUGCAGUGUCAUGUGGAUGCCUGUGAUGACAUGCAGCCACCAGAGUUGUUUGAGGGUGGCUCUGGAUAUGAUUAUUCUUACACAGGGGGCCGUGGUUCAUAUGGAGAUCUUGGUGGACCCAUCAUCACAACACAAGUAACGAUUCCCAAAGAUCUGGCAGGUUCUAUUAUUGGAAAGGGAGGCCAGAGAAUCAAACAAAUACGUCAUGAGUCAGGAGCUUCAAUCAAAAUUGAUGAACCACUAGAAGGCUCAGAAGAUCGAAUAAUAACUAUUACAGGAACACAGGACCAGAUACAAAAUGCUCAAUAUUUACUGCAGAACAGUGUGAAGCAGUAUGCAGAUGUUGAAGGAUUCUAAUGCAAGAUUAUUUUUUCUUUUUUAUAGUGUGAAGCAGUAUUCUGGAAAGUUUUUCUAAGACUAGUGAAGAACUGAAGGAGUCCUGCACCUUUUUUUUUUUUUUUUUUAAUAUCUGCUUCUGUUUAAAUAGCGAACAUUCCUCUGCUUCAUAGGUAUUCUGCAUUUGAGGUGUAGUGGAAUCUGCUUUUCGCCAGAUGUCAUGUUUUAGUUCGUUACAAAUAUUUGGGGGAGGGAAAGGUUGCACAAGACUAAUACUGAAAUUUUGAAACAGCAGCAAAGAGCGGAUUUUAUUUUUGUUCAGUGGUGGUAAAUCAUAAUGGGGUUUUUUUCUGUAACUAUUGUGAACACCCUGCUUUAUGUACAUUGUAAUUUUUUAUUUUUUUUUUUGAUGGGAGGGGAGAGGACUGGUUGUUCACAUGUCCCUGACAUCCUUUGAGGGCAGUGUGUAGAAUGUAAUGUUCUUUUUUAAAAUGUAUUUUAUGAAAUAAAUUUAGUGAACCUAU
Pseudopipra pipra is the source of this 1911-nucleotide messenger RNA. Its product is annotated as heterogeneous nuclear ribonucleoprotein K-like. Lineage: Eukaryota; Metazoa; Chordata; Aves; Passeriformes; Pipridae. The record is from RefSeq and is a predicted model, not a curated record. Gene Ontology annotation, molecular function: RNA binding. The coding region runs from base 122 to 1408 and encodes 428 amino acids. The transcript has 16 exons.